AUGUCUGCCCCUUUGGGUACCAUUCGAGAGGCGUUCCUACAGCCUGAACGCUCCAUCAAUGUGACGAAGCUACCGUUUGCCCAGCAGGAACUGCAAAGUAUUCUCAAUGCCUACGCCCAAUAUACUCGCAAGGGCCCCUUCACCAUCCAGGAUCUUCGAGAGGUGAUUUAUAGCUCGGUAGUCACCCAAGAGCAGAUUCCUGUCAGCCGAGCUCUGUCCCACACCCUGUGGCCCUACAAUCGAGCCCCGGUCUUCAUCAUCGAGGACGACGACAUUGCCAAGGAUAUGGAAUAUAUUCGACUCCUUACUGGUCCUCUCCGCCCAGGCGAGUACAUUGCUUGUGGGGUCCAGGCAAUUAGUCCUCAGAAUGAUCCAAGCCUUCCUCUCAUGAUUCCCACCACUGUCAUUUCUCGAAGAAUAGCUCAACUUCGAUUUGCCAUCAGCCGCAGAGACUACAAAAUGGACUGGAUUAAUGAAGAAGAUGGCUACCUUUGCCUCAUGAAGGCCAUGAAUGCUCCUUGGAAAGCCAUUUCCAUCGCACUUGGACGCAGCAUCGGCGAGCUGAAGGUCCGCUUCGAAUACCUCAAGUACCAGGGCGAGAACGGUGGUCUAACCCCCAAUAUCCUGGCGAAGCAGUACGACGAGGACCUGAAGCGCGAGAAGAAGUUCAAGAAACGCCAGGUUACCCAGGCAAUCAAAAAGGCCAAGCUGGAGGCCAUCAUGGAGGAAUGGUACCCCGGCGCCGUCCACGCUGCGGAGAACGUCCGCAAGCUCAAGGCCAAAAAGGCUAUCGAGAAAGCUAUCGCAAAAGCCGCGCCCAAGGAGAGCCAGCAGUCUAGCUCUAGCUCCACCGCCAAAGAGCCAAAGGGUAAAGGCAUCGCGACAGAGAACGACAACCGCGCUUCCGGCUCCAAAGCCGCGAAGAGAGCCAAGAAGGCGAAGAAGCUGAAGAAGCUCUACACGACGGCCUUCUCGUCUAGCUCGGAGUCCAGCUCAAGCUCUAGCUCUAGCUCUGCCUCGUCUUCGUACGUCCAGCCCGCUCAUCAUCAGAGGCCCCUCGAGUUCCUCGACGUUCUCAACGCGAUUUACACCGACCAGAAGAAGCUCAAGCCCGACCAGUUCUGGAGCGAGCGCGACUGCAAGAUGCUCGCCAUCGCGGAGGCGCGAUUGCGCGCCGACAAGUGGCUCUACCUCCAGACGGAGUUCGCUAGUCUCUCUGGACGCUGGGUUGAUUGGCGGGUCUUGAAGGCCAAGUUUGAGGAGGAUGACGAGGACGAGGACGAAGACAGCUACGAUGAAGAUGAAGAUGAUGACUACGAGGACGAAGAUGAAGAGGAAGAGGAAGAGGAAGAGGAAGAGGAAGAAGAGGAAGAAGAUGAAGAUGAAGACGAGGAGGAUGAAGAUGAUGAGGAAGACGACGAAGAAGAUGAUGAGGAAGAGGAAGAGGAAAACGCAAAUGAAGACGAUGACGAAGCCAAGGAAUAUGACGACGACGAAGACGAUAUGCUUUUCGCCUAAGGAAUAAGUUGAUGGAAAACUACAUUGUGAUAUCACGAUAUCGCGAGGCUGGUUUGGGCUGUGGUUGUAGCAUGGCAGAAGUCAUGAUACCUCCUCCCAUAACGAAUAACGAAGAAGAUGAAUGACGAAGGAUCGGAUAGGCUUGCGCAAAGAAUGCGCUGCAUCACGGACUCAACGAUGAAGUGUUUACACCGCGCCAGAGUAGGCGCUCAUCGGAUGUUUCCCUGUUUUUCUUUUUCCCAAAUCUCAUACGAGAUACCCCUACACCCACGUAAUUGUAACCCCCAACUUGUUUUCUCUUUUACCCCUUCUCUUUUUAUGGCACACCCGCAGGCUAUGACCCAUAGGGAGGAUAAAGAAGUUCAGAGCUGUUUCGCCCGGAAAG
Messenger RNA from Hypoxylon fragiforme, 1903 nucleotides. RefSeq lists its product as uncharacterized. The transcript has 2 exons. The record is from RefSeq and is a predicted model, not a curated record. NCBI's taxonomy places the organism in Eukaryota, Fungi, Ascomycota, Sordariomycetes, Xylariales, Hypoxylaceae. The coding region runs from base 1 to 1518 and encodes 505 amino acids.